AUGGCUUCCUCUGCAAACCAUGCCGCUGAAUCUUUCAGUAAUCCAUUUCAGAAUACUUUUAUUCUUGCGGAGAGUGUGCAGGAGCUUGCACUAAAGAAACCCAAUGAUAUUCCACAGAGAUACAUCAAAUCAGAAGAUGAAAGGCCGUCUUCAACACUAAUUUCUUCUGUCUUGACAAUUCCUGUAAUCGACAUGGGAAAGCUUCUCUUGCCCUCUAACAACCAUGAAAGACAAAAGGAGAUGGGCAUUCUUUUUAAGGCUUGCAUAGAGUGGGGCUUCUUUCAGGUUGUGAACCAUGGAAUUCCUCAUUCUUUGUUAGAUCGCAUGAGAGGAAUGGUUAAUGAAUUCUUUAGUCGUCCCUUAGAAGAGAAGAAAAAGUACGCUCCGCAAGCAGGAGAUUCUCAAGGUUAUGGUAAUAUGUUUGUUAUUGAUGAAGAUCAAAAGUUGGACUGCGGCGACUCCAUGGCCUUGGCUCUUAUGCCUAAGAAACUUGUCAAGUUAUCUAUGUGGCCAACAACACCGUCGGAUUACAGGUACUGGGCGGACUAA
This is a messenger RNA of Cryptomeria japonica (Japanese cedar), 549 nucleotides long. RefSeq names its product oxoglutarate-dependent flavonoid 7-O-demethylase 1-like. Bases 1 to 549 code for a protein of 182 amino acids. The transcript is spliced from 2 exons. Lineage: Eukaryota; Viridiplantae; Streptophyta; Pinopsida; Cupressales; Cupressaceae. The record is from RefSeq and is a predicted model, not a curated record.